Aplysia californica (California sea hare) is the source of this 1713-nucleotide messenger RNA. Its product is annotated as solute carrier family 22 member 8-like. Gene Ontology annotation, molecular function: transmembrane transporter activity. Gene Ontology annotation, cellular component: membrane. The transcript has 12 exons. The coding region runs from base 1 to 1713 and encodes 570 amino acids. Lineage: Eukaryota; Metazoa; Mollusca; Gastropoda; Aplysiida; Aplysiidae. The record is from RefSeq and is a predicted model, not a curated record. Gene Ontology annotation, biological process: transmembrane transport.
AUGUUGAACAAUGACCCCGACCUUCAUGUGGACAACAUCUUCAGAGCGUUAGGCUCUGUUGGACGCUACCAACUGACCCAGGUCUCAGUUGGCUGUUUGAUUGUGUUCGUGUCUUCGGGACAGCUCCUCAACAACGUUUUCAUAGCUAGGGAAGUACCUCACCAUUGUGCUGUUCCCUCCAACGGAUCAUCUUUCUGGGAGAGAUACUCCAGUUUGAAUGGCUCCGACGUCACGUACGAGAAAUGUGAAGUACUCAUCACAAGAGGAAAUGAGACAGUUGGCAGAGAGCCGUGCCCCGAUGGUGUUGAGUAUGAAGUUCCUGAAGACAUUUCUGUGGCCUCUCAGUUCAAUCUGGUGUGUGAUCAGAAGUACCUGGGCAAGCUUUCCCAAACAAUGGCGAUCAUUGGCCAAGGAGUGGGCGCUUUCUUCCUGACCAUCGUCAGUGACCGAUUCGGCAGGAAGUUGGCUUUAGUCGGCUCUAACUUUGCAAUGCUGGUGUGCGGAUUGGCUGUGACGUUUUCUCAGAACUACCCCAUGUUUGCUGUGAGCAAGUUCUUCAUCGGAGUGUGCCAACAGGGCAUUCACGCCAGCAACCACACCUUUAUGCUGGAGAUGUUUCCACUAAAGGCCAGACGCGUCAAGAUUACUGUGGUCUUUUGGAUCCCUUACAAUGAUGAUCGUGUCCUACCUGCUACAGGAUUACGCCUGGCGGUACACUCAGCUUACCUUGACGCUUUUCUCGCUGUCAGCGUUCUUCCAAAUGUGCCAAUCUCCAGGUACAUGGAUGAAUCCAUUAGGUGGCUUAUCGCAAACGGCCGGUCAGAGCAAGCUCUCAAAUGUGUGAAAAGAGCGGCACGGAUGAACAAGAAAAAUUAUGACGUGGUGCUCAAGGCAUUCCAUGGGCACAUUCACGACGAUGAGCUGGACUCAGGCAACGACCAUCAGACUUCUCGGGGGGAGAAUCUCGAGGAGACAGAGAAGGAAACGUUGCAAGACGAAAAGGAAGCAGGCAGAGACAUCCAAGAGGCCGCCUCGGAAAAACUGACCAUGAUAAACCUGAUGAAAAAACCUCGGCUCUUGGCCAACACCCUGGCAGUAUGGCUCUUAUGGUUCACAGUUGCUAUGUCUUACUUCGCCAUUUACCUGACACUUGAGAGACUCCAUGGGAGCCUGUACCUCAACUUCGCCAUCACGGUUCUGGUGCCAAUACCUGUCAAGUUUAUCUUUUUCUUCGCUGUGAACAGACUUGGUCGCAAGGUGAUGACGAUCGUAAUGUACAUGAUCCUCGGGGGAAGUCUGCUUCUGUCUGGAAUCUUCUCCACACUGAAAGAUCACGAACACAGUGAAACGUUUGCCAAACUGGCUCAGGCCUUCUCCCUGCUGUCCAUGCUCGGAGCAAGUGGUGCGUUUGGAGCUAUCUAUUUCUACACACCGGAGCUCUAUCCAACCAAUGUCAGGAACCAAGCUCUUGGAAUCGCCUCAGCUGUGGGUCGUUUAGGAGGCAUGCUGGGACCUUUUGCAGGGAUACUGGCUGAGCACACGCCAUGGGGACCUGGGGCAGUGUUCUUCACUCUCUCAGUACUGGUCAUUCUACUGACCGCAGUGGUUCUGCCAGAGACCAAGACGAGAGAACUGCCCCAAACUCUGGACGAUGUACUGGACUGGUACAAGAAACCUCGUAGUGAAACCAACAAAAAGAAUGUGCCUAUAUAA